AUGCUCCACAAACUACUUCUAUUCAAUCAAAUUAAUGGCCGUCUACACAUCGAUGAUGAUGAAGAAGAUGAGGAGCGGCGCGUAGGUGUGGCCACUACCCGCUUGGUAAAUAACAUACAGAAACCAACGGCAACUCAGUCAACCAACUCUAGAGAUCCAACAUCACGAUUUUUACAGCAUCAGCAACAACAGAAUAACCAACAAAUCUACAACUACCGGGACCAGUCACAUCAUCAGCAGCAGGUUCAGCAACAGACAAAUUAUAAUUUGGAGGAUGUCAUAACCAGACGUAUGGAUGGCACUGCAGGUGGUGGUGGCCGAGGUUCAAUUAGGGCAUCCACAACGACAUCAACAGCAAGACCACCAACAACUAGAUAUAUUUCCACCACCACGGCAAGGACAACAUCAAAACCCUUACUCAAGAAACGUAAAUUGAUAGUCAAACAACAGAAACCAUCUAAGGGAACACCCAUUUCCAUAUCGGAUAGCCAGAAAGUAGGCAGUAACCGUAGGCCGCAUAAAUAUCAAGAGCCUUUUAAUCGAGUCAAUAGCUAUGACACGAAAGCCGUUUCAAUAACAUCGUCAGAACGUACAAAUUCCGAUUAUGAUUAUUACGAUGAUGAUGAUUCUCGAGUGGUGGGGAAUCGUAAAAAUCAGCAGCUCAAAGUGAUUUUGCACGGUGGGGGUUUAAUUGAAUGUCUGGAUCAAGGUAACUUCCCGCAUCCAUUGUCGUGUCGCAAAUUUAUAUCCUGUGCCAAAUUCGAAACUGGUGGUGUUGUGGGCUGGGAAUAUACCUGCCCUAAGGGUUUGAGCUAUGAUCCGGUGGGUGGCAUGUGCAAUUGGGCAGCUGGUUUGGGAUGCAAUGAAUAAAUAG
Messenger RNA from Musca vetustissima, 874 nucleotides. RefSeq lists its product as uncharacterized. The transcript has 4 exons. Gene Ontology annotation, cellular component: extracellular region. NCBI's taxonomy places the organism in Eukaryota, Metazoa, Arthropoda, Insecta, Diptera, Muscidae. Gene Ontology annotation, molecular function: chitin binding. The record is from RefSeq and is a predicted model, not a curated record. Bases 1 to 870 code for a protein of 289 amino acids.